CGGGGCUGUCACACAGGUAAUGUUCCGGGGCUGUCACACAGCAUUGACAUCUUAAAUCACUUAAUAGACCUACAAAUUGUACGUUACUGAUGUCCAUACCCCUGCGAGAGGAGAGCUGUUAAAAACAGUCAAACGAAAUGUCAACAAUUUGUCACAAUUUUAUGUUAAAUAGACUAAGAAGAAAAUAAAGCUAACUUUUCGUUUGAAGACCAGACGCCAUGGCGGAGUGUUUACCUGUACAUGAAUUGGGUGGCGUGCUAAAGAUGUUGUAUACACAUUUACCUGACUCUAUGGCUGUGUACAGCCCAGUGGAGCUGGUGUCACGCGGACUGAGCGGAUAUGUCGUGUAUGUCGACAGGUUUCCAAACAUCAGCGCUGUAUUAGUGAUGCCAGACGAUGCAGGCUUCCAUAGUUCAGACCACGAGAAAAGUGUUUUUCUGUUCUCCCUUCCCCACUCGGAUAUUCAGUCUUUACUAGACAUGUCUGGAUUGCUGAAACAGGAAAACAUCACUUUUUGCGUUGUUUGGGAAGAUGUAUAUGAAAAAGUGAAGGGUGUUAUCACAAGUUGGCAAGCCUCACCAUUUACAGAAUUAGCAUCUUCUGGAAGUGCCGUUUACUAUACAGACAAUGUUCCUGAAAUUCCUGACCUACCAGGCGGCUAUACAACCAGAUCCCUCGUCCCUACUGAUUAUGAAAUGAUCAUUACUGGUGUAGAGUAUAAAAAGGCGAAUUACGUAAAAAGUGUGAAGCGAAUCCUGGCGAUGGGGACUCUGAGUGUUGGGGUGGAGGACGAAGGAUCUAAGACACUGGUAGCCUGGUCCCUACAACAGCUGUACGGUUACCUGGGAAUGACCUUCGUCCAACCAGAACACAGGAACAAAGGUCUGGGCAAAUACGUCACGACUAGGCUAGCAAGAAUGAUGAUUGACAAGAAUGGUUUCUGCAUGGCUGCUAUAGGAGGACAGAAUACUCCGUCUAUAAGCAUGCACUUAAAGCUGGGCUUUACACGGAUGAACCGGUUGUUUUACUCUGGACUAUUUCGAGCUACGGGGUUCACAACAGGCUCUAAUGUCGCCAUAAUGAGCUGCUCAUGACUGCUGGUUUUGAUACUUGUAUUAUUAUGUAACAGUUAAAAGGUACUUGUCACACAAGCAAUAUGCUUGUGGUCCUGUAGUUAAUAACAAAUUAUAUUGUUACGACAUUUAUUGACAAUUUACACAAGACAUGAAGUAGAUAAUAAGGACAUGGCAAUGAGGCUGCAAUCUGAAAUCAAUCAGUACAGCGCCGGACGAUACCUAUAGAACGCACCCAAAUGUGUCUCCAUUACUCAUAAUCAAUCCGCUAGAGUAUCAACUAAUAGGAGGAGAUAUCGAUAUGUUAGGAUUAUACAUUGUUAGGUAAUUAUUUCAGCCCCUUAAAAUUGCCUACUGCACUAAAACAAUAACCCUAUGUAUUGAUAAUUAAUUUGAAAAUGCCACAUGUGACUUCAAAUGUCCUUGUAUUUUCUAUAGAUCAAAUAAAUAACGGAUCAUACUGUACGUGAUCAGUGCAUUGCGAAACUCACUGAAUCAGACAUUGUGUCCUUGCUACUGUCGUGGAUUCCUAAUUGUCCGAGACGUUGAUACUUCCCCAAUUAACAUGUACAAAAUAUUCUCUUUAUUUUUCAACAAGUUUUAUCAACUUUUAAUCAUUCUUGUGCGUUAAUGUGAAGGAAACCGGAGUAGCCGGAGAAAACCAUUUGGUCGGGUAAGUGCCCCAAUUCCUUUAUCACGUCGUAUCAGGGAGUCGAGCCACGGCCGCCUUGGUGAAAUGCGCGGGUGCUAUUCACAGGUGACUCCGACCACUUUUAAAUUGAAUGUUAAUGUCAUAGGAGUGUAUUACUAAAUGGAAAUAGGAAGUACAUCCCUAGUUGAGAAUCCGAUGUAGGGAGACA
Messenger RNA from Mizuhopecten yessoensis (Yesso scallop), 1933 nucleotides. RefSeq lists its product as uncharacterized. Gene Ontology annotation, molecular function: glycine N-acyltransferase activity. NCBI's taxonomy places the organism in Eukaryota, Metazoa, Mollusca, Bivalvia, Pectinida, Pectinidae. Gene Ontology annotation, cellular component: mitochondrion. The record is from RefSeq and is a predicted model, not a curated record. The transcript is spliced from 6 exons. Bases 219 to 1094 code for a protein of 291 amino acids.